Molecule: messenger RNA, 1931 nt
Organism: Macrosteles quadrilineatus (aster leafhopper)
Lineage: Eukaryota; Metazoa; Arthropoda; Insecta; Hemiptera; Cicadellidae
Product: paired box protein Pax-6-like
Exons: 10
Coding region: 297-1712 (471 amino acids)
Biological process (GO): regulation of transcription by RNA polymerase II; anatomical structure development
Molecular function (GO): RNA polymerase II cis-regulatory region sequence-specific DNA binding; DNA-binding transcription factor activity, RNA polymerase II-specific
Source: RefSeq, a predicted model, not a curated record
GUAGACUAUCACGCCACCGUCGUCUUCACACCUGAUUGGUCAUCGGCCAAGCAUGAGUCCGAGUGUCCGUGUUUAACUAGUGUAGUCUCCGUGUACGGUACGUGUCGCGCCGUGUCGGUGUCGGUGUCACUUCGUCCAGGAUUAGAGCCCAAGACUCGAGCGUGGAGCUACCCCUGAGUCUUAUUGCGGGGGACGGUAGACCCGGCUCUAGGACGUUGCUCAGUAACGUAGUGGCGGGGGUGGCAAGUCUUGCCGCCUCCAGAGACGCCGCCUCCGCCGUCGACGCCUUCUGGAAGAUGCCGCACAAGGAGGAGCAUUGCAGUGCGGCGGCGGCCAUCUCCCAGAGCUCGCUGUUCGGCUGCUCCACGGCCGGCCACUCCGGCAUCAACCAGCUGGGAGGAGUGUACGUCAACGGCCGGCCUCUGCCGGACUCUACCCGCCAGAAGAUAGUGGAGCUCGCCCACAGCGGCGCUCGGCCCUGCGACAUCUCUAGGAUACUGCAGGUCUCCAACGGCUGCGUCUCCAAGAUACUCGGCAGGUACUACGAGACAGGUUCCAUCAAGCCCCGUGCCAUCGGCGGAUCCAAGCCCCGGGUAGCCACCAAUGGCGUCGUCUCCAAGAUCGCCGAGUACAAGAGGGAAUGUCCGUCCAUCUUCGCCUGGGAAAUCAGAGACCGUCUGCUCAGCGAAGGAGUCUGUACCAAUGACAACAUUCCUUCCGUUUCCUCCAUCAACCGAGUGUUACGGAACCUCGCCGCCCAGAAGGAGCAGCAAGUGUCAUCCCAGAACGAGAGUGUGUACGACAAGCUGAGGAUGUUCAACGGUCAGACCCCUGGCUGGGCGUGGUACCCUGGUACAUCACCCACAGCCGCCCACCUGGGUCUGCCGCCCAACCCAGCAGCCGCCCUAGCGCCUCAGGUCACCCGCGACGACAUCCCCAAGAGAGGAGAUAUGAUCCACGAAAACACUUCUGACGGCAACUCAGAACACAACUCAUCAGCUGAUGAAGACUCCCAGUUGAGGCUACGGCUGAAGCGGAAACUGCAGCGGAAUCGCACUUCCUUUACCAACGAACAAAUAGACAGCCUGGAGAAAGAGUUUGAGAGGACACAUUACCCAGACGUGUUCGCCAGAGAAAGGCUCGCCGAGAAGAUCGGAUUGCCAGAGGCUAGAAUACAGGUGUGGUUCAGCAACAGACGAGCCAAGUGGCGACGAGAGGAGAAGCUACGUAACCAGAGGAGAGGUGGCGACCCUGUGACGACCAGUGCUGGUAGUCCCCCGGCCCCUGGUACACCACGGCUACCAGUCAACUCCGGAGCGCCCUUCAACUCCAUGUACUCCUCCAUCCCUCAGCCCAUCGCCACCAUGGCCGACACUUACAAUGGCAUGUCCAGCAACUUGUCCAGUAGUUGUCUUCAGCAGGCCAGAGAGCACCACAGUGGCUACCCUUACAUGUUCCACGACCCUCUACACUCCCUCACAUCCAGCUACAACCACUCCAGGGUGGGCAACCCCGCGGUCGCUCACCAGGGGACGGUUGGCACCACUCAUCCUGGCACGUACCAUAGCUCUGCUGGCGCGUCCCCGCCUGUCAGCAGCACCGGCUCUCACACAGGGGUAAUAUCGGCUGGAGUGUCAGUCCCAGUACAGAUCCCCAGCCAGGCCAGUGUUACUGACCACAUUUCCUCCAACUACUGGCCGAGACUUCAGUGAUCUCAGCUGUUCGGGUUCCCAGGGACCCGACUGAUGCUGGAUCACGGCUCUCCUCCGUCGUCGCUGACACCCACACCUGCCAACCUUCAACCAUGAACUUUGAGUUUCAACUGGUGAACUGUUUGAAAAUAGCUCACUUCAGUUUGUUUUAUUUCUGAUUGGUGAAUAUAGUGUUUAUAUUUUUACAAAAUAAUUCUUCAUUGAAUUGAAUAUAGUAUG